Seriola dumerili (greater amberjack) is the source of this 1322-nucleotide messenger RNA. RefSeq names its product serine/arginine-rich splicing factor 4-like (gene srsf4). The record is from RefSeq and is a predicted model, not a curated record. NCBI's taxonomy places the organism in Eukaryota, Metazoa, Chordata, Actinopteri, Carangiformes, Carangidae. The coding region runs from base 86 to 1225 and encodes 379 amino acids. Gene Ontology annotation, molecular function: mRNA binding. Gene Ontology annotation, biological process: mRNA splice site recognition; alternative mRNA splicing, via spliceosome. Gene Ontology annotation, cellular component: nucleus; ribonucleoprotein complex; cytoplasm. The transcript has 6 exons.
UGUGCCUCCGAAGCCUCGCGCCUCCCCUGUGUGCUCGCUUGGUUUUGGUCGGAGUCCACACUUCGGUAGCACACAAGCUAACACGAUGUCGCGGGUGUAUAUCGGAAGGCUGAGCUACAGAGCCAGAGAAAAGGACGUGGAGAGGUUCUUUAAAGGCUACGGGAAGAUUCUGGAAGUCGACCUGAAGAACGGGUAUGGGUUUGUUGAGUUUGAUGACCCCCGUGACGCAGACGACGCUGUGUAUGACCUGAACGGCAAAGAGUUGUGUGGAGAACGGGUCAUUGUGGAACACACCAAGGGACCUCGUCGUGAUGGAGGCUAUGGUGGACGGAGUGGAUAUGGGCGCUGGGGAAGAGACAGAUAUGGUCCACCUAUAAGGACAGAUUAUCGGCUCAUUGUUGAGAAUCUUUCCAGCCGCUGCAGCUGGCAGGACUUGAAGGACUACAUGAGACAGGCAGGGGAGGUGACUUAUGCUGACACCCACAAAGGCCGGAGGAACGAGGGGGUGAUUGAGUUCAGGCUCUACUCUGACAUGAAGAGAGCUCUGGAGAAGCUGGACGGCACAGAGGUGAACGGCAGAAAGAUCCGGCUCAUCGAGGAUCGACCUGGAGCCAGACGCAGCCGCCGCUCUUAUUCUCGCAGUCGCAGCCGCUCCAGGUCUCGCUCCAGGAGCCGCAGGUCUCGCAAGAGCCGCAGCCGCAGUGAGAGCAGCAGCCGCAGCCGCUCCCACUCCAGGGCGGCGUCUCGCUCCCGCAGCCGAUCUCGUAGCAAGAAGAACAAGGGCAAGAGCAAGAAGGAGGAGGAGGAGCGCAGCAACGGCGCCCAGAAGAGCAAAGACCGCAGCAGGAGCCGCAGCCCCAAGAGCAAAAAGAUCAAGAAAGAAGGGAAGAAGGGCAAGAAGGACGACUCCAGGUCCAGGUCUCGCUCUCGCUCCAGGUCUCGUUCUAGAUCAGGGAUUAAGGAUCGCUCCAGGAAGUCUGGCUCAAAGGGCCGCGAGCAGCCAAAGAGUGACGACGAGGGAGGCGAGCCAGAGAGGGGCUCUCGCUCUCGCUCCCGCAGCCCCGCUGAGUCCAAAUCCAGAGCCAGGUCUAAAUCCAAGUCCAAAUCCAAAUCCCGUUCCCCUUCACCUGCCAAAGCCCGCUCCCACUCCAGGUCUGCCUCACGGUCAGAGUCCCGUUCCAAAUCCCGCUCCCAGUCUCGUUCUCGCUCUCGUUCCCGCUCCUAGUUCACAUUUUGGACUGUUUGUCAUGAGCCCUUAUCCCAAUUGCCCCCCCUCCCCACGUCCUUGACUUACAUUCCCCAGACCCCACAACACUGCCCCC